Molecule: messenger RNA, 2115 nt
Organism: Penicillium mononematosum
Lineage: Eukaryota; Fungi; Ascomycota; Eurotiomycetes; Eurotiales; Aspergillaceae
Gene: gpi10
Product: putative glycosylphosphatidylinositol-alpha 1,2 mannosyltransferase
Exons: 5
Coding region: 1-2115 (704 amino acids)
Biological process (GO): GPI anchor biosynthetic process
Cellular component (GO): endoplasmic reticulum membrane
Molecular function (GO): alpha-1,2-mannosyltransferase activity
Source: RefSeq, a predicted model, not a curated record
AUGUCUAAACCAAUUUCUCUGCGAACACCUCAAAUCCCCCGCGCGCCCACUCAAAACAUACUCCUCUUCCUCAUCGCCUUCCGUCUCGUCAACGCGUUCGCAGUUCGGACCUUUUUUCAACCAGAUGAAUACUUUCAGUCACUGGAGCCAGCCUGGCAGAUCGCGUUCGGUCAAGGCCAAGGGGCCUGGGUGACAUGGGAAUGGCGGCACCAACUCCGAUCCUCACUACAUCCUCUCUUCUUCGCCGCUCUCUAUAAAGCAGCCGAUUUCCUCGCCUCCGCCCUCAGCGUGUCGCCCGCUACGCGCGCAGAGCUCCUGAUUGCCGCACCAAAGACAGCGCAGGCCGUUGUGGCGGCAAUUGGUGAUUUCUACACAUGGAAGCUCGCAGUUCGCGUCUAUGGAGAUGAUUCUCGUGGAUCCUGGACAACGUGGUCGGCAGGCUCUACAGCCGGCGAUGGCCGCGACAAAAACACCAGCAAUCAAGUGAGGGGCACGGACCGGGAUCGAAGUGUGAUUGUUGGCCUCCACCAAUGCCUGCCGCUGGCGGCGCUCGCAUGUAUACUGCGGCCGACCAACAUUCUCGUCUGGGCAACUCUGGCCGGCCUCGCUUGGCUUCGGACGUCUUGGCCCCAGCGCAAGAUCCUCAUUUUUGAAGUCAUAGUUUGCGGGUCGGCAAUUCUCGCGGUGUCUUCCGUUGCGGACCGUCUGUUCUAUGGAAUUUGGACCUUCCCACCGCUGAGGUUCCUAUACUUCAACAUUGCGCAGUCGCUGGCUGUCUUCUAUGGCAGCAAUGACUGGCAUUACUACAUCUCACAGGGCUAUCCGCUUCUACUCACUACUCUUCUGCCCUUUGCGAUUAUUGGUUUAUACGGAACCUUGUCGACUCGGAAGUCCACAGUGGGAGACAGUUUGCAGGCGGCGAUCCGAGUGCAAUUGGCGACUGUCUGCCUUCUGAUGCCAUUCGUCCUCUCUUUGAUCUCUCACAAGGAAGUACGCUUCAUCUACCCAUUGCUGCCCUGCCUGCACAUAUUGGCUGCGCCGCCUUUAGUGCAGUUCUCUUACCCAGCCAUCUACUCGCCGGCAUACCCGCGUCAUACACCCCGGAGAUUGAUUCUCAUCUUUCUUGUGCUUGUAAAUGUGGUCAUUGCGCUAUAUACAACUCUCUAUCACGCGUCGGGAACACUAAGGGUCCUCUCCUAUCUCCGUCAGCAGCACGAAGCACACUCUGUACCAACAAAGAGACAAAACUCCGUCUCAGAAACCGGAAUCUCUGCUGGCUUUUUAAUGCCCUGCCACAGCACACCCUGGCGCUCUCAUCUUGUCUACCCAACAAUUAACGCCUGGGCCCUUUCCUGCGAGCCACCAAUUGAUCUCAAUGCAACCCAGAAAGCCAUUUACCGAGACGAAGCAGACCAAUUCUACGACGACCCAUUCCAAUUUCUACGCCAGAACAUGGCUGGCGGUCUCCGACACAUCCCUCGACGACCAAGCUACGCCUCUUCCGCACAUGAUUCUGUAUCAGAAAAAACCCCCAAUAAGGCCCCACAACAUGAAUGGCCCGACUACCUCAUCUUCUUCGCCCAGCUCGAACCAACCCUCUACCCCAUACUGCGCGGCUCGUACUAUGGUGAGUGCUGGCGCACAUUCAACACCGCCUGGCAUGAUGACUGGCGCCGUCGCGGCGACAUUGUAGUCUGGUGCCUGGACACAGCCGAGCAGGACGCCUGGCGCUCCAACACCGAACGCCAAUUGCGGCAAAGCCGAGAUAAGCAAUUCGAUCGUAUCGUGGAAGCAUUCAAGAAUGAGGGGCGCAAGCAAAGAAAGCAGGGAUGGAUGGGCCUCCAUGUGUCUUCGAUGCCUUGGUCCUCGUCGCCUCCUUCAUUGUUUGCGUCGUGGCGACGUUCAGUGGAGGCUCUUUUCUCGUCACCUUCAAGAUCAUCGAUUUCUUGGCCCUGGCGUCCUGCUUCUCGUUGGGAGAAAUUUGUAACGAGGUUGUCAUUCUCAAAGCAGAAGACAAGUUGGCUUCCUUCCUGGAUGUCCAAUUGGCUUCCCGUGUUGCCGUCUUGGUUGGGCGGAGCUGAGAGGAGACCUACGGAGGCAGAACUGUGGUCUUGA